Racocetra fulgida is the source of this 943-nucleotide messenger RNA. The record is from the annotation of a GenBank genome assembly. Lineage: Eukaryota; Fungi; Glomeromycota; Glomeromycetes; Diversisporales; Gigasporaceae.
GAAUGAAGGUGAUAAAGACACGUCAGAUAAUUACAGUAAAAGCUCAUCAGAUGGGUAUGGUGAAAGCUCAUCAGAUCAAAAUCCAUCAACUGAUAACCCAUCAGAUGAUAAUGAAAGUUCAUCAGACAACAUUUCUGACAACAAUAGCAAUGCCGAAAAUAAUUUAAAAAUAAGCGUACAAGGAAUUCUGCAAAAGGAGAUCAAUGUUGAACCUAAUUUUCUCAAGAUUAUUGAUGUUUUUAAAAAAUAUAAAGAUACCAAUAGUCAAAAAAAUGGGUUAUUAAAAGAAAACAUUAUGGAUUUAACUCCCAAAAGUAAAUUUGUCAAAGAAAUUCCCAAGAAUAUAUACGAAGAAUUUCUUAAUUCAUUAAAUAAAUAUGAUACAUUGAUACCAAUUGAGACGCAUGACUUUUUAGUCAAAUUUUUCUCUCAGGAUUUAACAUAUAAUCAAUGGACUGAAGCAGUUGAUAGAUUGUAUACAAAGGAUUAUACAGAAACUACAACUAAAAUGGCAGCAUUUUCUCUUGGAAAUAUGAAUCCACUUCAUUCUAAAGAUACAUUGGAAAAACCAUAUUUGAAUGAUUAUAUACAUCCAAGUAUUAAAUCUGCCUUGUGGCAUGGUGCUAGAAUUUACUACACAUCUGGUGAAAUUCCUUUAAUUAAUCACGUCAAGAAUCAAAAAGGAGAUGGUAUAGGAUUCAGCACAGGAUCUGACAAAUACCAAUUUGUCUAUGUAGAAGGCACACGACCAUAUAAAGUUAAUAUGAAAAAAAAAGUUGAAACACAAAAUAAGAUUGCAAAAAACCUGAAAAAAUUAUUAAUUGAGAUCGUGAAAGACCGUGUUAAUAAUAGAAAGGAAAUAAUUCCAGAAAUGGAAGUAUUUGGGAUUUCGUGCAUAGAACUUACAUUGCAUUUGUAUGUUUUAGGCUUUUCUGGUAUGUAG